AUGGAUGGUCUCUUGGACAAAACCAUAACACUUUGUUACCACUUCCGGCCAAACACAACCCGACAAACAUCGGAUACUAUAAACUCCAACAACUCGAUUAGCUCAAGAGAUGGGCUAUACUUGAACGAUUUGCACACGAUUUUUUGUGACUGUGGUGAUAAAAUAGCCGAGCAAAAAGGUGAGGUGGAGCACAUGGAGGAGGAGAUGGGUCGCGAUUACCUUCAUUCCAGGGUUGAUGUCCUGAACAUGCAGCAAAGGUUCGAGAAGGUUGAGAAGCAGAUUAAAGCUAUUGCGUUGUUGGUUGUGGAUCUUGUCGUGAUGAUGCUCCUGCUAAUGAUUUUCAUCAUUCACUUGAUAGUCAACAAGUGA
Lactuca saligna is the source of this 369-nucleotide messenger RNA. Lineage: Eukaryota; Viridiplantae; Streptophyta; Magnoliopsida; Asterales; Asteraceae. The record is from the annotation of a GenBank genome assembly.